Orbicella faveolata is the source of this 2238-nucleotide messenger RNA. RefSeq lists its product as uncharacterized. Gene Ontology annotation, cellular component: cytoplasm; nucleus. NCBI's taxonomy places the organism in Eukaryota, Metazoa, Cnidaria, Anthozoa, Scleractinia, Merulinidae. Gene Ontology annotation, molecular function: NAD+ poly-ADP-ribosyltransferase activity; transcription corepressor activity; RNA binding. The record is from RefSeq and is a predicted model, not a curated record. Gene Ontology annotation, biological process: negative regulation of gene expression.
GGAACGAAACAGCAUCUUCAAACAUGCGUGGAGAAAGCUGUCAAAGAAGUCGAUUCCUUAGGCUUGGUGUCAGUGUCCAUUCCAGCGGUUGGUAGUGGUGGACUGGGAUGGACAGCUGAAGACUCCGCUAAGGUGGUUUUCGGAGCAAUCCGCGCACUUCUCACCAGGAGGCCAUUCAGUUCACUUCGUGAGAUACGAGUUGUAGUCUUUGACCAUUCCAUCGUUGGUGCGUUCGUGGUCGAGUUGGAAGCAAUCCAGUAAGAAAAUUUCUGCCAACGCGAAGACGACGACGAAGAUGAUGAUGAUGGUGAAGAGGGCUUAGAAGCUUGUCUGGCUUCAGCCGAUGAGUUAACGAAGAAGCGUUGUCACAGAAAGGUCAUUGUGUAUGGGCGGGUAAAGUCACUUGAUGCAGCUAUGGCAGCCUUACGCGAUGGCGUAGAAAGUGCGUGCAAUAAACCACGUGUCAUCAAACACGAAAUCAUAAGUCGUCUUCCCAGACGCUGCAUACGGGAACGGAAACGAAUGUCGCGCGCUCAAGACGUGAAAUUUGACCAACCAGAGCCAGAAACUAUUACACUGGAAGGGCUUCCUAAAGAUGUGAUGGACAUGAACUCAGAGGUAUCAAAUGCCAUCCAGGAACAGAUGGGAAGAGAGCACAAAGAGGAGCGUGUGGAUCAGACUUCCAAAACUGUUCAGUGGUAUUUGGUUAGUUCUGGAAAACUCGACCCCUUUGAUAAAAUAGCCAACAAUGAUAUAGAAUCAGCGUAUAAAGCAAAGAAACCAUCGCUUUUAUUCACACAUCAGAAUCUGAAAGCUGAGGUCAACUUUGGGAACGAAGAGGUCACGUUCUUGAGAAUAGGAGCUAUCAAAAGGGUCCUUCGUAAAGAUGUGUUACCCCUUUCUGCUGAAUGGGAUCUUCAGUCUCGUGACGAAAGUGGAAAAGAGGAGGUUCUUCAUUUGGUCAGUCUUGCACAGGACACCCAGGAAUAUAAAACGGUUCUAAAGAUGUCCCAUCAGUCAAUGCAAGGGAAGGCUUCCAUCACAAACAUUGAGAGAAUUCAAAACCCAUCGAUGUUUAAUUCAUACAUGCUGAGGAAACAGACCAUGGAUGAAAAGAACGGGACUCUUGAAAACGAACUGCAACUGUUCUAUGGAACGAAACCCGACAGCGUGAAAUCCAUCAAUGUGCAGGGAUUUAACAGGAGUUCGACAGUGCUUGUCGGGAAGUACACCGCUGGCAAGCAAGGAAUGAAGACGCCUCCUGCCAUUGACCCAAGGAAACCAGAAAUCCUCUACGAUUCCAUUGUCAACAGAGAAGAAAAUCCAACUAUUUUCGUAGUCUUCAACGAUUUUCAUGUCUACCCGAAAUACUUGAUUACUUUUAAAAGGAUCAGUUUGUAAGUCUAUAUAUCAAAGCUUCGGCCUUGCGACAGAUUGAAAUUUUUCUUAAAAAACAACAAUAAUAUUGUGAGCCGAAUACCUAUAAGAGGUGGUUAAUAAGAGCAGUCAGGACUUACCAACAAAUCUGUUUAGCUGGGAUGUGAUCAAAGAAUAGAAUAAAAUUUACUGAACUCGGCUCUUUUUACUAGACAUGCACAAAAAAAACGCCUUAUUUAACUUAGAAGGAACCAAAGAGUCAAUAAAUGCAUUAUUUUUAUACAUGUUACAUAAGAACUGGGAUAACUGGUUUUGGGCUAGCUUUCCAAUUCUGGAACUUUCGAAUCUAACGCGAGGUCUCUUCUUUUGUCAAUAGCAAGCUUAAGGUGGCAGUAUCAAGUUACUUCAAAUCUAAUUCAGCUACAUUAAUUUUGUACAUUUGUCUACAUGGUUAAGGUGAUGGUAGUGUUAAUUAUAGGUUAGAUUUAAGCUUUUGUCAUAAUGUACAAAUUUUAACUAUAGAUAUGUUUUUAGAAUGUUCAUAGUUUUUUUUGAAAAGGAUACGUGUAUAUUUUCAAAAGCGCUUCCUGCACUGUUUCAAUUGGAAUCCAGUCUUCUACAUAUUGCAUUGUAGGCGGAAAUUCGGAUAAAGCAUAGGCAGUUACUAUUUGUACAUUUACUAAAUAACAGAUGAACACCGUCGUGUGGACGAAAAACGUUUUCAAAAUACGUGCUUAUAGCGUCUACUUAGUGGCCAAGAUUAACAAUCACAUUGCUUAACAUUAAAUGUGUCCGGAUAAAGUCAUGAAUCUUUGCAACGGUGAAAUGCAAUGUGGUUAAUAAAACAUAUAUAUCAAUGAA